AUGAGUGCCAAACCAUUCAGAAAUAGCAAAGGUGUGAAUAAACCUUUUUGUUCUCCAUUUAAUAACACUCCUCAAAAUAACAAUAAUAAAAGAAAUACAAACAUUCCAGAAUCAAAUAGUGAUAAAACACCAUUAAAAGUUUCUGUAGCAAAAAGAUUACUUUUCCAACAAACACCUUCUCCAAAAAAGUUAUGUUCAAGUGAAGAAAAUAGUAAUAACCAAGCUAAUAUUAAACAAAAUAAUGAAUUAUAUCAAGUUCAUUUGGAAUCGUUAAAAGAGAGAAUACAACUGAAAGAAGAAUCUAUUAAGAAUUUGAAAACUACUCUGUCAUAUCAGAAAAAGAACAAAGCUGAAGAUUUAGAAAAUGCUAUUAAAAAAUGGACCGAAUGUUGUCAAAAUGCACUUAAGGACUAUCAAAAUGAGUUGCAAGAAAGAACUGGACAGUCAGUGACCAUGUCUGAAAUUCUAUCUUCAUUUAAUAUAAAUCCUGAUAUAGUGUGUUUCUCUGUUGAUAAUGACACAUUUCAGUAA
Messenger RNA from Habropoda laboriosa, 531 nucleotides. RefSeq names its product swi5-dependent recombination DNA repair protein 1 homolog. Gene Ontology annotation, biological process: double-strand break repair via homologous recombination; positive regulation of DNA-templated transcription. Bases 1 to 531 code for a protein of 176 amino acids. NCBI's taxonomy places the organism in Eukaryota, Metazoa, Arthropoda, Insecta, Hymenoptera, Apidae. The record is from RefSeq and is a predicted model, not a curated record. Gene Ontology annotation, cellular component: Swi5-Sfr1 complex. The transcript has 3 exons.